AUUAAUGUGUAAAGUUGAUCAUCCAAAAAAGAUAACGUAAGAUACAAUCCUUAAAACUAUCACUCUUAUUAAGUGGCUUUAAAAGGUUCACAAUUCAACCACACAACCUAAGAUUUAAUUAUUUUGGUAGCCCUCUCUCAUCAUCUUGCAUUGCUUCUAAGGUUUUUAAAUGUGAUACACGCAUUUAAAAUCUUUUACUACUACAUAUAUUUCAAAAUGCAUGGAAGCAACUUCUAAACAAAUAAUAUAUACCCAUCCAAUUCAAUUUAAUUUCUUUGAAGAGUUUAAAGAUAUGGGUGCAGGAGACAAAUCUUGUAAAACCAUCAAAGGGAAAAACGUGAUGAGAGAGUCACGAAGCAGCCUCAAUGUCAAUGAAGAGUACCAAGGGGCAUUAAGGACAAAAUCAUAUGGUGAUUUCUUCAUGAAAGCUCAUGACCUACUUGUAAAUAAUAAUAACAAUAAUCACCCAUUAUCUCCCAAUUCUCAAUAUACAUUAUUCUCAGAUAUCCUUCUUGAACCAGGGCAAGAAACCAUAACAAACAUUCUUGAAUCAACUAAUAUAUUUCCAAGAAAAUAUAAACUCAAAACCUUUCUUUCCAAUUACUUCAAUGUUAGUGCAAAAGCGUCAAAAUUUUGUAAACACCUUCUCAAAACCAUCAACCAAGUCCAAUCUGACUAUAAUUUCAUCGAACAAGUCCUCGAAUCGAUCGAUGACAAUUCAUCUUCUCAGCAAUUUGGACACCUAGUGUUAGAACUAAGAUCCUAUAUUAGUCACAACAACCCUUUCUCCGACCUCAAGAAACAAGACUACUUCACGCGAAUCAACUAUGAAUAUUCGUUGAUUUUGCAACAUUUGAGUUCAAAGAGGAAAAAAGUGGCUAGGAAAAUUAAAUUGAUCAAAUGUGUAAAUAAGGCAUCAGGGGUAUUUGUGACAACAGCAUGUGGACUAGUAGCUCUUGCAGCCGUGGUACUAGCAGCACAUACGCUAGCUGCACUAAUAAUGGGACCAGCAAUUUUGACCAUGAUACCCUUAAAGCCGUCGAAAAUUAAUAAAUUCACGAAUCGUCCUGGAUUCUUGAAAUGUGGAUUUCUGACCAAAAUUGGAGCGCAACUUGAUGUUGCAGCAAAGGGUACCUACAUUUUGAACAGGGAUUUCGAUACAAUAAGUAGGCUCGUGGAUCGAUUGCACGAGGAAAUUGAACAUAACAAGGCGAUGAUAAAGUUGUGUUUGGAUAGAAGCGAAGAUAGCAUCUCAUUGCAAGUGUUGAAGGAGAUGAAGAAGAGAAAUGUUGGAUUUAGGAAACAAGGGGAGGAGCUUGAAGAACAUGUUUAUUUGUGUCUUUUAACUAUUAACAGAGCUAGAGCUUUGAUGAUUAAGGAAAUUGAUAAAUCCAGUGGGUGAAAACUCAAUAGUGAUAGCCAAGAUUAGACUUGUAUAUAUAAUAUAUAUAUAUAUAUGUGUGUUUUGAUUUGUAAAUGUUAGUCUCCAUACAUGUACUUAUUGAAUUAAAAUUGAGAUCAUUGUUUUAAUCUAAUG
This is a messenger RNA of Capsicum annuum, 1537 nucleotides long. Its product is annotated as UPF0496 protein At3g49070. Lineage: Eukaryota; Viridiplantae; Streptophyta; Magnoliopsida; Solanales; Solanaceae. The record is from RefSeq and is a predicted model, not a curated record. The coding region runs from base 221 to 1402 and encodes 393 amino acids. The transcript is spliced from 2 exons.